Camellia sinensis is the source of this 605-nucleotide messenger RNA. The record is from RefSeq and is a predicted model, not a curated record. NCBI's taxonomy places the organism in Eukaryota, Viridiplantae, Streptophyta, Magnoliopsida, Ericales, Theaceae.
AGUCGUACUUUAGAUGGCAAGCUAGCCACAAAAAACCGUCACUUCCAAUUAACCAACGAACCACAUCUCUGUUGCUUCUUUCCUCUGCAAACAAACCCAACCCCUUUCUUUCCCCUUUUUAUAUUUAUAUUAAUUCUCGGAAUCAACUAAAAUGGCUCCGACUAUAGCUGUGGCACCCAAGCCCCAACGCUUUUUGGAGGCGGCGGCGGCGGAGGAGGUGUUGAGGAAGAGGAACGAGGAGUUGGAGAGAGAAUUGAAGAGGAGUAUGGAGAGAGAAGAGAAGAUGAAGCAAGAGCUCCAGAGAACUUGGGAGAGGCUUAGAGUCGCCGAGGAAGCCGAGGAGCGCCUCUGCUCUCAACUCGGCGAGCUCGAAGCCGAAGCCGUCGAUCAGGCUCGAGCCUAUCGAUCUCGCAUUUUCUCAUUGAUGGAUCAGCUCUCCGCCGCUCAGAAGCUCCUCAGCUCUUCUGAUUCCCUUUCUCAAUGACCCAUCAUAUAUAUAUGUAUGUAUGUAUGUAUGUAUAUUAGUCAUGUAAAAUUUCCUAUGAUGAUUGUGUGUUAUAAAGGAUCAUGAAUCAUGGGUUUUGAUUUAGAUAAAAAAAAAAAAA